This is a messenger RNA of Paramecium tetraurelia, 842 nucleotides long. RefSeq lists its product as uncharacterized. Lineage: Eukaryota; Ciliophora; Oligohymenophorea; Peniculida; Parameciidae. The transcript has a single exon. The record is from RefSeq and is a predicted model, not a curated record.
AUGGAAGCACAACUCUUUUUUAUAAGAGUAGUCUUUAAAACCGUGAAUAUUCAUUAUGUAGCUUUCUAUGGUCAAGUAAUCUUAGUAGAGCGCAGGAUCAUGUCGAAGGACAUGUUCAAUAAACAGCCGACUAAGAACAAUAUUGUUACAUUUUUCAACAAUCUUUUUACUUCAUUUUAUUUGAUUAGAGAAGUUUGGUGGGCCAAUUAAUCAAAUUAUUCCGAUAUCUUCCUCUUUAUCUUGUUACUGAAGCAGAAAAUUCUGAUCUCUUCCACUGCAUUAUCGAUAUUCUUUAAUCUAGUUAGCUUUAGAAUAAUUUUCCUUAUAUAUUAGGAGUUUGCCAUAAAUUCUUAGUCUGUUUCAUCAAGCUGUUGGCUACAGGCCAAAUUCACAACUCAUCAAUAAUACUCUUCCCAGUGUAUGAUGUUUUUAAUCGACUUCUAUACAGCAAUCUCAUUUAAUUACUUUAAUGUCAAAAUUCUUCAUCAAAUGAGUGAAAAUGAAGUUUAAUACAAUUUGGUGGGAGUAAGCGACUUAAAUUUGUUAAUUAAUCACAUAAGAAGUUUUCAUUAGUUUAAUUUUUUCUCUGUGUUCGUUAUGUUGACUCUAGGUGAUAUAAAAUAGCCUAAAGCAUCCAAAUUUAUUUAGGGAAUCAUGAUCUAGAUUUUACUUUACAUAUAAUUAGGUUGUUAAGAUUUACUCUGAAACUUUACUUUCUGCCUGGUCCAGAAAUUACUUUGUUACUAAUCCUGCUCUAUUAUUAAGAUGGUAACUGCAAGAUCAUCAGCAAUUGCAAAGACUUUAGUGACUUUCAAAAAUGAUUAAAAUUGGUUUAUCUUUAA